This is a messenger RNA of Anopheles gambiae (African malaria mosquito), 3674 nucleotides long. RefSeq lists its product as uncharacterized. NCBI's taxonomy places the organism in Eukaryota, Metazoa, Arthropoda, Insecta, Diptera, Culicidae. The transcript has 4 exons. The record is from RefSeq and is a predicted model, not a curated record. The coding region runs from base 938 to 2884 and encodes 648 amino acids.
GUUAGUACCAGUGUAUCAUCGCGUUGGCCGUACACUGGUUGGACGCAAUCCUGCACAACAGUUACAGCAGUGCACGCGACCAGUCUGGAUGCUAUCUGCAAGUUAAGCUCGCUUCCAUCGCAAAAGACGCAUCGCGCAGCAAGCGAUGAACAGUGCAAGGGCAGAAAAUUAAACAGAUUGUGCAUCGAAGGUGAACAGUUUUUGCUAAUGCACCUGACAAACGGAACACUUUUCCGAGCAAACUUCCCUGCAUCGGUGUAAAACUUUGUUUCAACUCCCUUGCCACUACUUAAGUACGUACCCCUCGGAGAAGUAUAGUGCAUCUUUGCACGAGUGUCGGCCUAUCGGUUCAGCGAAUAAGUGUCUGUGGAGUGAUUAAGCGUUUGAUUGGAUUGCUGUAACCGUCUGCUCGCGUGCUGCAAUGUGUGAUCAAACGAUGCCACCAACAAGUGUGACAGAAGUGUGCUUUUAAUCGGACUGUCCCUACGCCAGUCUCGAUCGUUUCGAUCGGCGUGUCGGCACGAGGGUGUCCUUUCUAGUAUCAUGAGCGACGUUUACAACCGCCAGCGUGAGUGGUUGAAUUGUUGUGCGAUAAGUGGCGAUUACACGUAGUGGCACCACACUUGAAAUCACAGCGCCCUCGCCCUUUUGUGUGUCCAAGUGUCCACACCAAAACUGGCCUAGGCCGAGCAACGUCCACGACCAGCGGCACUUAAGUGUCCAUCGUCUGUGCUAGCUGCCUGUGAAGUGGCCGCGUUUGUGUGCGUGGUAGGUGUGCUGUCUCGAAGCUUUUGAGCAAGGCUCGCUGGAGUGAGCGUGUUGUCGAGUGUAGCGAAGUGUAUGUACCUGUUCUCUGUCUAAGUGUGUGCGUGUACCUGUGUGUGUGUGUGUUUCUGUGUAUGUGUGCGUCCAGACGUAUGUGAGCGGGAAAAUAAACAUGAAACGUCUAAAUCGUCCCCGGCCACUGGUCUGUCAUCUGCUGCUGGCGAUCAACAUUCUAACUGUUUGCUGCAGCAGUAGCAGCUUAGGUAGCAGCAGCAGCAGCAGCAGUAGCACUGAUGUCACCAUCGCUGCAGACGGUUCCAUGCCCUCCAUAGCAAGCAUAACGGAAGCUAAGCCCAAUCCCAAGGAUCAGCAACAGGCCAAACAUCGACACCGGCGAGAGAACAGCGAAGACGAGAAUGGGUACGGACCGGCCACCAACGCAGAAGAAUCGGGUCUGGGCGGACCUAUCGGAGCACCGGGCCUCAGCGACGACGGCGGGGAGGAAAAUUUCAUCGCACUAGCACCAGAUGAAGCGGAUAUUUAUAACUUCUCCAACAUCAUGAGCAUGACCAUGGCGAACGGGCCGCGAUCCGGUGGCGGUACCAAUGUAAAUGAGGCAAAUCCAUUUAAUGAAUUUCGCAAUACACCACGCCAACGUGACGGUGAGCCCGACCGGCAGCUGUCAGCAAAGGGUGAAAAGGAGCUGCCCGAGCUGACGCUCGACGACGAGAAUGGGUUCGGUGAGGGCGCGUUGGGACGGCUCGGUGAAGGGUUAAGAAGUCGCCUCCAGGAGGAAGCGAACGGUGACGACGAGGACGGUGGCAAUGGAGGAGAGGUCGAGUCGGAAGAUGACAAUGCGGUCGAGCGGAGUCGCUUCCUGGCGAAGGAUCCGAGGCCCGCCGACGGGCAGGAUGAACGCUCGUCCCGUACCGACACGGAUGCGGCACUGCUCAGCAACAGCAUCGACUUUUUGAACUCGAUCGAUGGGGCAUACCUUCUUGCUAAUGCCGCUAAUGCCGGUGACCAGCAAGGGGUAAAGAGUGAUGAUUUGGCGCGAAAAAUUCUGGAAGAUAAUGACAAUAAUAUCGCAACACGCAAAACAACCGCGAGUCCGGCAGCGGGCACCGAUUCGGACAACGGUGAAAACGAACUGUUCGAGCAGAUGGAAAAGAAGGCCAAAUCGUACCGGCUGAAGCUGUACAAGAAGCACAAGAACUUCAAGCACACUCACCACCACCGGGGCGGGCUGUACCAUCAGCCGUACCACAACUUUCACCACGACUACUACCGCCGCAAAAUGUUGGAGCGCGAGCGGGAGCGCUGGAAGAAAAUGCAGGACCUGAAGCCGGACUACCAGGGCCAGAUCAACUACUACGAAAACUCGAACAAGCUCGAAACGAACGACGACAUCAUGGCGCACCUGAACGGGCACAGCAGCCAGGAGAAGUGGCCCAACUUCGACAAGGUGAUGACCUCGCUCAAGACGGAAACGAAACCGGACAACAUCCCACCGUACAUCAAGAAGUACAACCGGCGCAACAAGCAGCUGAUCGAUCUGCUCGAGGGCACGAUCGCACCGUUGUCCGACUACAGCGUGCACAAGCAUCGGGAGCGCAAGUACCAUCGUAGGAAAAAUCCGCACUGGAUGGAGGAGGACCUGUUCGAGGAGCAGCGACCGAAUCAGGCGAAGGCCCAGGGCCUGCAGCGCAACUACAUCCAGGAAACGAUCCAGUCCUCGACGAUACACUCAAACGCACUGCCCGGCGAGGGCAUCCACAUCAUCUACGACAAGAAGCACGGCGGCGAUCAUGACGACUUUGACGAUGGUGGCGGUGCCGGAUCGCACCUGCUGUACGGUCGGCCAACCAUCGCGAGCGGUGGUGGUGGUCAUCCGGUCGAUGGACACCAUCCCAACUACAAGCUAUCGUCCCGGGCCGGCCAGUUCGUGUAUCAUCGUGUCGCAUCGCCCCAACCGGUAGGUGGCGCUGGCUACGGACGGUUGAAGCGUCAGCGUUUGCCGUUCGUAGCGAUCACGGAUCGGCGACUCAGUGCACCACCGAAACGUCGCACCAGCAGCCAUGUCAACAACAAUCUACUGAAUCACCAGCCGAUGCCUUAAGAAUCGAGAUCUAAAAAACUCUGUCUCCCCUUCACCUAGUCUGCUUACUCUGUCUAUCUCUCUCUCUCUUACGGUUUAGUUUUAGUUUCAGUUUAGCGCACAAAUUGUUUCAAACGAGAAAAAGAAGCAACAGUCGACAUAGCAAUGUGUCGCAUUUAAAAACGGAAAUGGUUUGCUCAUUCUUUCAUUCCUAUCAUUCAAUCAUUCAUAGUGUUCCAAUUUUAAACUUCUAUCCAUAUUUCUCUAUUUCUCUCUCUCUUAUGCCCAUCCAUUUUCACGUAUUUGCUUGUGCUACGACUUUCCCGACUGGCAGCGAGGUUUACGCUGACAGGACGCUCUGGUGCGUCCUCACGGUAGAUCGCACCCGGGGUCUUAUCAUCCGGUUUCUGGCAACUGUUUCUGUUCUCGCCAAAGACUAGGGCUGACGAUGAGUUGCUAUCGAUCGAGUGUGAUCGCGCUGGGAUGGGGUUUUGGGACGCGGGGGAAUGCACCGCACAGCACCACGGACCGCGAACAGAUACAGGUCCCAAGGACGAUGGAAAGGAUGGACGGUUUCUAUGACUGUCAGCUCCAUCCUUUCGCCGUAAAGUGCGUUGCGAACGGUGACAGACACUGAUACAAAAACCACAAACAAAACAAAACAAAAAAGAAAGAAAAUGCAAAUACAAGUAGAAGACGAAGACAAUAUAUAUUUACUGAAGAGAGGACGAGGAAGAUGAAAAACCGAUAGUGGGAGAAAGGAAAUGAUGCUCACGGAAGUAAAGUGUCGAAUGAAAACAACAACAAAAAA